Messenger RNA from Salarias fasciatus (jewelled blenny), 2099 nucleotides. RefSeq lists its product as uncharacterized. Lineage: Eukaryota; Metazoa; Chordata; Actinopteri; Blenniiformes; Blenniidae. The coding region runs from base 1 to 1833 and encodes 610 amino acids. The transcript is spliced from 2 exons. Gene Ontology annotation, molecular function: DNA binding. The record is from RefSeq and is a predicted model, not a curated record. Gene Ontology annotation, biological process: DNA integration; DNA recombination.
AUGGCACUGCGUCGCUGGCGCCACCCGGCUUUUCUGGUGACAGGGGUGCCUAUGGGCCCCGUCCUGUCCCGGAAAGUGAUCACCACAGACGCGAGCAUGUCGGGCUGGGGUGGUAUAUGCGAGGACCGUUACGUGAGGGGCGUCUGGAGCGAGGAUCUCCAGCGCGCUCACAUAAACUACCUCGAGCUCUUGGCGGUGUUUCUCACGCUGAGACGCUUUCUCCCGCUUCUCAGGGGACAUCAUGUCCUGGUGAGAACGGACAAUACGACGACGGUGGCAUAUAUCAACCGUCACGGAGGUCUGCGCUCCCGGCAAUUACACAUGCUGGCACGCAGACUGAUCCUGUGGAGCAGCGUCCGCCUCCGGUCUCUGAGAGCCACCCAUGUCCCGGGGGCUCUGAACCGGGGGGCGGACCUGUUGUCCAGGGGUGCGCCGCUCUACGGGGAAUGGAUGUUACAUCCAGCCCUCGUGGAGCAGGUGUGGGCCCGCUUUGGCAGAGCCGCUGUGGAUCUGUGCGCCGCUCGGCGUGGACGCGCUCGCGCACGUCUGGCCGUCGGUCCUCCUGUAUGCUUUUCCCCCGUUGGCUUUGAUUCCCCCGACUCUGGACAGAGUCAGGGAGCAUCGCCACACGCUGGUUCUGAUAGCUCCGCAGUGGCCGGCCAUGCACUGGCUAGCGGAGGUUUAUCAGCUCCUGUCGGGGCAGCCAUGGCAGCUUCCCCUCCGCAGGGACAUGCUGUCACAGGCAGGGGGAGCAGUUUUUCACCCACAUCCGGAGCGCCUGGCUCUUUGGGCCUGGCCCCUGAGUGGUGUAAUUUAAAUACUGCUGGACUCCCUCAGAAUGUGAUUGACACUAUUCAGAGUGCUAGAGCAGCCUCCACUAGGUCUCUUUAUGACUGUAAGUGGAGGGUGUUUGAGGAGUGGUGUCAGAAAAAAGGACACAUCUCCUUUCAGUGCACUGUUGGUGUUAUUUUGCCAUUCUUGCAGGACUUGAUUGACAAACGUAAAGCCUUCUCCACAAUAAAGGUGUAUCUGGCUGCAAUUGCCGCGUGUCAUGUGGGGUUUGGUGGAAAAACGGUCAGCCAGCAUCCUUUGGUCUGCCGUUUCAUGAAAGGGGCACGCAGGCUGCUUCCUGUUUGCAGGCCGCUGGCGCCCCCAUGGGACUUGGCGGUGGUUUUAAAUGGGCUCUCCAGAGCUCCGUUUGAACCACUGGAGGAGGUGAGCUUGAAGCAUCUGUCUCUGAAGACAGCGCUGCUUCUAGCUUUGGCCUCUGCCAAGCGUGUUAGUGACAUUCAUGCACUCUCAGUGCACUCCUCGUGCACUCAGUUUGCCCCUGGGAAUGCCAGGGUGUCACUGAAACCCCACCUGGCCUUCGUGCCCAAGGUGGUGGGCUCAUGCUCUCCUAUUGUUCUUACAGCAUUUUCUCCACCGCCAUUUUCUUCUCCGGAAGAACGGCGGCUGCACAUGCUGUGUCCAGUCCGUGCCUUGCGGAUUUAUAUGGACAGGACAAUGGGGUUUCGGGAAGGUGACCAGCUCUUUGUGUCCUGGGCUCGCCCCUGCAGGGGCAGACCCAUCACGAAGCAGCGACUCUCCCACUGGAUUGUGGGAGCGAUCGCCCUGGCCUACACGUGUCAAGGUCUUCAGGCCCCUGUGGGCCUGCGGGCCCAUUCUACACGUGGCCUGGCUGCAUCCUGGGCCCUGUGUAAAGGGGUGUCAAUUCAGGAGAUUUGUGCAGCAGCGAGCUGGUCUUCACCACUCACCUUCGUCCGCUUUUAUAAGCUGGACAUCCCUGCUCUGAGCCUGGCUCAUGCAGUACUGACUGCGGGGCUCUCUUAGGGCAGGGGGGAGGGCCUUUCCUGAGAGCUGGUGGUCAAUCGAGAUAAGCAUGUCUGGCAAUACGGGAGUUUCCAUAUCCCAUAGUGAGACAUCGAAACGAAUGCUAUGAAAGAGAACUUUAGGUUACUUAACGUAACCCCGGUUCUCAGAGUAGCAUGAGUGAGAUGUCUCACCAGACAGCCCUUCUUGCUGGGCGAAGCGAGAAGAGGUGCUUAUUUUGAGUGACGCUGCGUAGAUAACGCAGGCUACUUAAAGGGUAGGUGGCU